AUGCUUCCUCUCUUCAACAAAGUGAUUCCUCUCUUCUUCAAAGUACUUCCUCUCUUGAUCAAGAUGCUUCCUCACUCCAUCAUGCAGCUUCCUCUCUUCAUCAAGAUGCUUCCUCUCUUCAUCAAAGUACUUCCUCUCUUGAUCAAGAUGCUUCCUCUCUUCUUCAAAGUGCUUCCUCUCUUCUUCAAGAUGCUUCCUCUCUUCUUCAAAGUACUUCCUCUCUUGAUCAAGGUGCUUCCUCUCUUCAUCAUGCAGCUUCCUCUCUUGAUCAAGGUGCUUCCUCUCUUCAUCAUGCAGCUUCCUCUCUUCUUCAAGAUGCUUCCUCUCUUCAUCAUGCAGCUUCCUCUCUUCUUAAAAGUACUUCCUCUCUUCAUCAAGAUGCUUCCUCUCUUCAUCAAGAUGUUCCUCUCUUCAUCAUGCAGCUUCCUCUCUUCUUCAAAGUGCUUCCUCUCUUCAACAAAGUGA
Messenger RNA from Trichomonas vaginalis G3, 465 nucleotides. Its product is annotated as SLEI family protein family. Bases 1 to 465 code for a protein of 154 amino acids. The record is from RefSeq and is a predicted model, not a curated record. The transcript has a single exon. NCBI's taxonomy places the organism in Eukaryota, Parabasalia, Trichomonadida, Trichomonadidae.